AUGUUUGUUUUGCAUCUCGUGCUUGCCGUGUGCACGUCUCUGGAAAGGGCUUUGCUGGAGAAGGGAGAUGUGGAGCGUGCCAUCCAUCUUUGCGAGACGAGAGAAGGGCCACUGGAUUACUUCUACGGCUAUUUUGUCAAGAAGGUGCUUAUGGGAAAGGAGAAGGAGGCUCUUCUUGACAUAGCCGGCUCUGGCAACCACAAGGAUGCUAGGAAUAUCGUCCUCGGGGUGAUGUCGAUGGAGUCAGGCAGCACGAACGAAAGAGCAAAGCUUGCUGCAGACCUGCUCUGGAGUGUGGCAGCAAGGGUGUCCAGAAAGUACCUGCGGAAUUCCCAUGCGUUCCUUGCUGGGGAGCCCUUUAGAAAGCUCGAGAAGAACUUCCUGUCGAAGAGGGGGGUAAGCAACAUUGUCACGAUGGUCUAUUCUGGAGACGAUGUAUCAGCGAGGCUUUUUCUGUCGCUGCUGGACAACCGCAAGAUAUACAUUGGAGACUACAUUGAUGUGAUAGAGUUCCUUGUGAAGAGCGGGUAUGCAAGGGCAUUUGGGUACUUAGGGGAGAUAUACUAUCACGGGAUUGGGGUGAAGAGGUCUCUCGACCAGGCCAUGUACUUUUUCUCCAGAGGAAAGGAGAUGCAAGACACGAUGGGGGCCUGUGGGGUUGGGAAGAUACUGAUGUCAGACGAAUACAGAGACUACAAGAAUGCAAAGUCGGCCCUGGCUCUGGCAAAUAGGCUUGGGCAGUCUGGCGAGGCGGAGUAUCUGAUGUAUCUUCUUAUGGUCAGGAGGCCCGAAUACAUGCACAGGUCGAGCUCCCACAUGGAGUCUGCUCUUAUGUACGGAUAUCUUCCUGCCAUCUGCAGAGACGGGCUGAACUACUACAUGAACAGAGAAUAUAUCAAUGCCUGCAUCAGGUUUCAUCCGAUUAUGGACUAUUCGGACAUUGUGUACGACCUAAGGAAAAGGGCAGAGGCGAACUUUGUGUCUGGGAGAUACAGACAGUGUGCAAUGGCGCUGCUCAUGUGUGCAGAGCUUGGGUCUGUUUCCUCCAUAAGAAAUGCCGUGUAUGUUCUCCAGAGGCACUCGGUUCUGGAGAGGCAGGAGGAGAUACUCUUCAGUCUGUACAUGAAGCUUCUCAGAAAGGGAGACCAGGAUGUUGUCAACAGGAUAGGCGAUGCCUACUUCUACGGGGUGGGUGUUGGAAGGUCGCACAGUGAUGCAUUUGCAUUCUACAUAUCUGCGGCUCUCAUGGGAGACCCGGAAGGAUGCUACAAUGUCAGCUACAUGUAUGAGCACGGCUAUGGUGUGAAGAAAAGCCUGAUGCUUGCCUUCAAGUAUGUCCUAAAGAUCAAGCCCACGGACGAUAUGUAUCUGCUUCUCCUAUACACAUACAUUAGACUUCUUUUCAAGCCUAUCAUUUGUUUUCUACUGAACAAGUAUUCUGUUUCUAUCUGCAUAGGGGCGCUGGUGGUUCGGAGGAUGUACACGGCCGAGAGGAGCAUAGGGAGGGAACAAGAAGACCCAAAGAACUGA
Molecule: messenger RNA, 1530 nt
Organism: Encephalitozoon cuniculi GB-M1
Lineage: Eukaryota; Fungi; Microsporidia; Unikaryonidae
Exons: 1
Coding region: 1-1530 (509 amino acids)
Molecular function (GO): protein binding
Source: RefSeq, marked provisional